AUGCCCACAAAACAAUUUCAAAAUCCUCGAAUUUUAAUCUCUAGAAUAAUGUCUGUAACAUUACACACCGAUCUUGGUGAUCUCAAAAUAGAAGUAUUUUGCGAAGCUGUUCCAAAGACGGCCGAGAAUUUUCUUGCACUAUGUGCCAGUGGAUAUUACGAUAAUAAUCUAUUUCAUAGAAACAUAAAAGGCUUUAUAGUCCAGACGGGGGAUCCCACAGGAACAGGGAGAGGCGGAAACUCUAUUUGGGGAAGGAGAUUUCCCGAUGAGAUCAAGUCAUCUCUUAAGGUUGGCAGUGAGUUAUGGAUGGCGAUGGGUGCGAUUAGACACAACGUUAGAGGGAUAGUAUCCAUGGCUAAUAGCGGUCCCGAUACAAACGGGUCGCAGUUCUUUAUAACUUAUGCCAAGUUGCCUCAUUUAGAUACCAAAUAUACGGUUUUUGGAAAAGUGAUAGAUGGCGCUGAUUCGACGUUGGACGCGAUCGAAAAAGUCCCUAAUAAAGUCGCCGGUGGUGAUGUGGACCAAUAUAUCACGUUGGAAAAAAAUAAUUUCUCGAUCAUGCUGUAUGAACUUUGCUUACUUGCCGUUGGGUGGGUGCUUUUAGGCAUUCUGUCUUAA
This is a messenger RNA of Paraglomus occultum, 618 nucleotides long. The record is from the annotation of a GenBank genome assembly. NCBI's taxonomy places the organism in Eukaryota, Fungi, Glomeromycota, Glomeromycetes, Paraglomerales, Paraglomeraceae.